Eruca vesicaria subsp. sativa (arugula) is the source of this 687-nucleotide messenger RNA. Lineage: Eukaryota; Viridiplantae; Streptophyta; Magnoliopsida; Brassicales; Brassicaceae. The record is from the annotation of a GenBank genome assembly.
AUUAAUUAGUCUUUCUUUAAUCUCCUCUUUUCCUCUAUUUUAUCCCACUCUACUUGGCAUCAAAGAGCACAAAGAAGAAGAACUAAGACAAGACAUAGAGAGAUGGAAGAGAUAAUCAUAGUAGACGAUAAAGAGAUGUACGGAGCUCUUGUGACGGCUCAAUACGCACGGUUGCAUCAUCGUCAACACUGCAGAGAGAACCAGUGUUCCUCUGUUCUCGUCAAAUACAUUCAAGCCCCUGUUCACCUCGUUUGGUCACUUGUCCGAAGAUUUGAUCAGCCGCAGAAAUACAAACCAUUUGUAAGCAGAUGUAUAGUUCAUGGCCAUCCUGAGAUCGGUAGUCUCAGAGAAGUUAAUGUUAAAUCUGGUCUUCCGGCAACAACUAGCACCGAGAGAUUAGAACAGCUUGAUGAUGAUGAACGUAUCCUCGGUAUCAACAUCAUUGGUGGUGAUCACAGACUUAAGAACUACUCUUCGAUCUUGACUGUACAUCCGGAGAUGAUCAAUGGAAGAUCAGGAACUUUGGUGAUUGAAUCUUUUGUUGUGGAUGUUCCUCAAGGCAACACCAAAGAUGACACAUGUUACUUCGUGGAAUCACUCAUUAAGUGUAACUUGAAAUCCUUGGCUUGUGUCUCUGAAAGAUUGGCUUCUCAGGACAUAACAUCAGAUACAGAGAGAAGCAUUUGA